AUGUUAAUUCUUUUCUAUGAGCUUUACUGGAAAAGAAGAAAUUAUCCACCAGGCCCGAUUCCACUGCCAAUCUUCGGAAAUCUCCUCGAAAUCGCUAAAGCUCCACCCGGCUAUGAAGCUUUUCGAAAAUGGCGGAAAGAUCAUGGAUCAGUAUUCACUUUUUGGCUAAGUCUUAAACCAAUCGUGGUGAUUGCUGACUUUGAUCAGAUGAGAGAAACAAUUGUGAAAGAUGGAGACAAGUUUACUGAUCGUUUCUCGUUUGAGGAUUUCAAUCGUUUUAUCAGAGGUGGCCUUUAUGGAAUUCUCACUUCAAAUGGGGAGAUAUGGAGAGAACAAAGAAGAUUCACUUUGCAUACGCUUCGCGAUUUUGGAAUGGGACGAAAUCUUAUGGAGACAAGGGUCGGUUUAAAU
Molecule: messenger RNA, 411 nt
Organism: Mesorhabditis belari
Lineage: Eukaryota; Metazoa; Nematoda; Chromadorea; Rhabditida; Rhabditidae
Source: the annotation of a GenBank genome assembly